This is a messenger RNA of Didymosphaeria variabile, 2760 nucleotides long. RefSeq names its product autophagy protein 13 (gene ATG13). Gene Ontology annotation, cellular component: phagophore assembly site; Atg1/ULK1 kinase complex; cytosol. Gene Ontology annotation, biological process: piecemeal microautophagy of the nucleus; autophagosome assembly; protein localization to phagophore assembly site. The coding region runs from base 1 to 2760 and encodes 919 amino acids. Lineage: Eukaryota; Fungi; Ascomycota; Dothideomycetes; Pleosporales; Didymosphaeriaceae. The transcript has 3 exons. The record is from RefSeq and is a predicted model, not a curated record.
AUGUACCAGCACCCACGCCCUUCGCCGCGGACCGCCUCGGCGGCGAACAACCUCCAGACCAACCCUACACGAACCAACAACCAGCGGGAUCCCAUGUCCGAACGCUCGUCACCACAUUCAGAUUAUGCCCCCUAUAGCGAUCGCGGAACCGACGACAGCGGCGAGAUGGUAGGCCGCGCCGAUCAAGUGUCGGAGGCAGAUCAGAGACAUAACCAGAAGGUAAACCAGGUUAUACAGAACUUCUUUACCAAAACAGCCCUCACCAUCAUUUCAUCCCGAACAAUACUGCCCCAGAGCUUCAACAAAGAUGGGAACCUCAGACAAAAUAAAUGGUUCAACGUCGUCCUCGAUGAGUCCGAUCGCCUCACCCCACAUCUCCAAGAGUGGAAAACGAUGGAUGCAGUGGCCGGUCAACACCCUUCGCUUUGCAUCGAGAUAUACUUGGACACUCAAAGCCUGGGCCACAAGCAAUCGCUUGUCGUCCACGACGAGCAGGGUAAGAGAUGGGAUGUUGCUGAGGCAAUGAACGUGCCUUCCGAGCCGUCAAGGCCUCCGAGCCGGGCGGGCAAAUCCACGCAGCUUAUACUGGAACGCUGGAAGGUCCAUAUUGGUGAUAAGCACGCAGUGCAUCCUUCCGACUUGAGUGAUCCACUGCCGAACGUGUACAAGAAAGCCGUCGUCUUAUUCCGGUCCCUCUACGCCUAUCUCCGCUUCAUCCCUGCCUUCAAAUACUACAAGAGCAUCGCCAAACAACCAGCUAAUCAUCCAUCACUGAAAUUGAACUUUCGAAUAACGAACGGCGACUUCAAGAGUCCGCGUCCGGAUACCCUAAGUGUUCCACUGUAUCCAUCGACGGAAAGCGUUACCGAAGCGCAAGUAUUCGCGCCGUCAAACUCGCCCGUCGGGCCCUUGUGCAUCUCUGUCGAGUACCGCACAAACUGCGAGUUUAGUGUCGAAGAUUCAGAAUCGUUACUAAGCUCGCAUUUUCUGGGCCUGGACAACACAUACCUCGAGCGAUCGAACCAGGAAGCCCAAACCAUACCAGGCUCUCUCCCCGUCAACAAGCUACAUUCCCAGGACACUCCAGACGUGGGACAGGCAUAUGGUAGCAUGUCGACAUUCCACCAGGUCGGCCCUCCGACUGGUACGAGCCCGAUGUCGGCUCUACGUGCUGUUCGAGACAUGCCUUCGUCGUCACCGACCGAAUCGCCGCCCUCAAAACUGCCUCCUAAUCACCGCAUGGCGCAAGGGUCAAGGUCGUCCCUUCGUUCUACCGAGGCACCAUCUUAUCAAAGACGUACGUCUGUGUCAUUCCAACCUUUCAAGGCUGGUUCACUAUCAUCUUCGCCCGCUCCUACUUCGUACAUACCUCCGUCCCCCGGAAGCUCCGCUGGCAGCAGACCAAGCAGUUCUCUGGCUCGAGCAACUGCUCCCAAUCCUAAUCCUUUGAAUCAGCCUCGCAACCGCACCUCGUUGACUGCUCUUCCCCAAACUGCGCUCAGGCAACCAUCACUGCCGAAUGAGACCGCGAUUGCAUCGUCGGCAUCCAGCUCACCGAAACCGGCGCCAAUUGCACGUUACAGUAGCAGCUUUGGCCAUCGCAGGAGCCGGUUUUCAUCUGGAGGGGGCAGUAAAGUUGAGGACGAUAAUCUCAGCAGCGGGAGAGGAAGUGUGGCUUCAUCACAGCAGCGUGGCUCUGGUGAUUUGAAUGAGGGCGAGGGAGCUAGCUCAGGAUCUGUUAAGACAGACGACGAGAAUAUCUCCGACUUCUUAAAGCUUUUAGAGCAGAAGAAGGACCUCAAAAGCUUCAGCAAACCUGAUACUGCUUCGCGAGAUGCAUCUAUGCGCAAAACCACCGCCCAACUUUCGAAAUAUCAGCGGAUGCGCGAGCCAUACAAUACUCUGUCGGACUCUGUCUCCUCGUCCAUGAUGCUGCACCGAUCCUCCUCGUCCUCGAGCCGUCAGCUCUCCAGCAUUCCCCCUAUGAUUGCAGGCACAUCCUUCUCUACUGCGUCGUCCCCAGGAAAGCCCAUCUCACCACAUACGCCUCACACCCCUGCAAUUCCUUCCCGACUAAGCGCAAACAGCAUCAUCGAAUACGAGCCACGCCGGAGCCGCAGUCGACCUGGACACACGUCGCGCGGUCAAGAUGUUGCCGAUGUGCAAGAGCGGAGUGAAAGCGACGAGGGGACAAACGCUAUAGAUAUUCCCACCUCGCCUCGACCUUGGAACCAUCCUCGCAGAUCUAGCUCUGCUGCACAACAGCAGCGUGCCAUGGAAGACGAACCUGACUUUUUCGGCCUGCGAUCAGCCAGCGUCCCAGUUGACGAAUCCGAUCGCGAACGUGACUUAGACCGCGCGCUUGCACCCGAUCUUACACCGAGCGAGCUCUUUGCACAGACUGAGCUUCUGGCAAGCGAAAGUCACGACCCGCCUACUGCAGGCGCACAGGACGAGCUACCGCGCCCUGUGUCAACAUCCAACCUGCCUGCAAAGCGUGGCUCCUUCUCUGGAGGUAGUAGAAGUCGCGGUGGCUAUGCUUCUCACCUAUCUUCGACCAGUCUGACCACAGGAGGGACGAGCUCCACCGAACGACAAAGUCGAUACAAUUUCGCCAGCCGCAACGUCUCCAACGACGAUGAUGAGCCGUUGCUGUUCCAAAUGAGCGAAAUUGGUGCUGGCUCUAGGCGGAGUCUCGAAGAAGCAAGAGGCGGGUCAGGUGGUAGCGGAGGCCGGCGCGGCUCACCAUGGCUCCGUUGA